This is a messenger RNA of Larimichthys crocea (large yellow croaker), 7518 nucleotides long. Its product is annotated as voltage-dependent calcium channel subunit alpha-2/delta-2. NCBI's taxonomy places the organism in Eukaryota, Metazoa, Chordata, Actinopteri, Sciaenidae. Gene Ontology annotation, molecular function: voltage-gated calcium channel activity. Gene Ontology annotation, cellular component: voltage-gated calcium channel complex. The record is from RefSeq and is a predicted model, not a curated record. The transcript is spliced from 39 exons. Bases 451 to 3741 code for a protein of 1096 amino acids.
AUAAAGCCUCAAACUAGAUCUUUCUGCUGCUCCUCUGUUGCCUGGUGAGCGUGAACGCGCCUGGCUGAUGCUGAUGCUGAUGAUGGGAGAGAGAGAGAGAGAGAGAGAGAGCCGUCGUGAACGCGCCGGCCCCCUGUGUGGUGGUGGUGGUGGUGUUGUUAGUGGUGGUGGUGUAUGUGGGAGCAGGAGGAGAGACUCUGCAGUGUCUUGGCAGCUGCAUUAGUGCAUCUCCCACCGUCCGCGAUGCCUCCACGGCCAAUGCCUGCCUCCUCCUCCUCCUCCUCCGCGUCCACUUGACAACGCAAACCGACAUGAACUCGUCGGGAAACUGAGCCACCAGCUCGCUGCAUGCCCCCCCGGAGAUAGUCCGGAGCCUCUCUUCAUUCACGCACCGAUACAAAAAAAAAAAAAAAAAAAAAAAAAACCCGUGACGAGAAUUGUUAAUGGAAAAUGGCGAUAGGCAAAAGGUCUUGCAGCAUCGUCUGCUUGGUAUCUAUCCAGAUUAUCUUGAUUUUCAGCGCAUCGUGGCCUGGAGCAGCGGCUCUCACGUUCCCACAGCAAUACACGAUAAUGCACUGGGCCAGGCGUAUCGAGCAGGAGAUUGACAGAGUCUUUCAGCACAUCACUGGAGCUCAGCAGUUGAAAGGGAUAUACAAUGAAGAAAGACGACAGUUCAGUCUGGUGAGGAAUCAGCCUCGGAAGAUUGUGGAGAAGGUGGCGUCGGAUAUAGAGAAACUCCUGGCUAAGAAGCGCAAAGCACUCGAUAGAUUGGCCAGUGAAGCCGAGCGGCUCCAACGAGAGCAUCCAUGGCAGGAUGGAAUCAAGGAGCUGGACAUGGCUUAUUAUGACUCAAAGGCAGAGCUGGAUUAUUAUUCCAUGGAUGGAGAAGGAGAGGUGGAAAAUCCUUCGCACAUCAAGCUGGAGUUUGUGUAUGAUCCAAACUUCAAAAACAAUGUCAACUACUCCUACACGGCUGUUCAGAUACCCACAGAUAUUUACAAAGGAGCUCCAGUCAUUCUGAAUGAGUUGAACUGGACACAGGCGCUGGAGAAAGUUUUCAUGGAGAACAGCCAGGAGGAUCCGUCACUGCUGUGGCAAGCAUUCGGGAGUGCGACAGGUGUCACUCGCUACUACCCAGCUACGCCUUGGAAAGCUCCUGAUAAAAUCGACUUGUAUGACGUCAGGAGGAGGCCCUGGUACAUCCAGGGAGCCUCAUCCCCCAAAGAUAUGGUCAUCCUUGUCGAUGUGAGCGGCAGUGUUAGUGGACUCACCCUGAAACUGAUCAAAGCAUCAGUGAUGGAAAUGCUGGACACUCUGUCUGAUGAUGACUACGUCAACGUGGCCAGGUUUAACGAGAAGGCAGAAGCUGUGGUUCCCUGCUUCAAACAUCUCGUUCAGGCUAACGUACGCAACAAAAAGAUCUUCAAGGAUGCAGUGCAGCAGAUGCAGGCUAAAGGCACCACUGACUACAAAUCCGGAUUUCAUUUUGCUUUCAACCAGCUUUUAAAUAAAACAAAUGUCCCGCGGGCCAACUGCAAUAAAAUAAUCAUGCUGUUUACUGACGGAGGAGAGGACAGAGCUCAGGAUGUCUUCAUGCAAUACAACUGGCCCAACAAAACAGUUCGAGUUUUCACCUUUUCUGUGGGUCAGCACAACUAUGACGUCACACCUUUACAGUGGAUCGCUUGCACCAAUAAAGGUUACUAUUUUGAGAUCCGUUCCAUCUGUGCUAUAAGGAUUAACACCCAGGAGUACCUCGAUGUGCUGGGACGCCCCAUGGUCUUGGCAGGCAGCGAUGCCAAGCAGGUUCAGUGGACCAAUGUGUAUCAGGACGCUUUGGGUCUUGGCAUGGUGGUAACUGGGACUUUACCUGUAUUUAAUCUCACUAUGGAUGGAAACUCACAGAAUCAGCUGAUAUUAGGCGUUAUGGGAGUCGAUGUGCAUCUCGAUGAGAUAAAGCGACUAACACCACGGUAUAAUCUUGGAGCCAAUGGAUAUAUAUUUGCUAUUGAUCCAAAUGGUUAUCUUCUCCUUCACCCUAAUCUUCAGCCAAAGCUCGUGAACCUCCCUGAACCUGUGACACUGGACUUCCUGGAUGCAGAGGUGGAGGACAGCAAUAAAGAGGAGAUCCGGCGACAAAUGAUUGACGGAAGACCAGGUGAAAUGCAGAUCAAAACUCUUAUCAAGUCCAUUGAUGAGCAAUACAUCGAUGAGGUGUACAGAGGUUACACUUGGACUCCUAUCAACGGUACAGAUUACAGUCUUGGUCUGGUAUUACCACCCUACAAUGAGUUCUUCAUCAAGGCAGACCUGAGUGAUGUGAUGCUGCAGCUUCAGUAUAUGCAGUCGUUGCUUCCCAGCUCCUUUGAAUCUGCAGGCCACGUGUUUCUGGCUCCAAGAGAAUACUGCAAACGUCUGCAUCUUUCUGACAACAACACCCAGUUUCUGCAGAAUUUCCUGUCGCUCAUGCUGGACAUUUCCCCAGAAUCUGAUGAAUGUGACCAAGGCCUCAUCCACAACCUGAUUUUGGAUUCAAGGAUUAUUGGACAGCUGGCCUCUCGUGUUUGGAAGAACAAGGACUUGAAUUCGUACGGCUUCCUGGCUGUAUUUGCGUCGACUGAUGGAGGAAUAACACGGGUAUUUCCCAACAUAGCUGCUGAGUUAUGGGAUGAGGAUCCUGAACCCUUCAAUUCAAAUUACUACAGACGGAGCCUCGACAACAAAGGCUACAUGUUCAGAGCUCCAACGAGAUCCUCCUCGGACGAUCCUGUAGGCGCAGAAAAUGGCACAGUUGGUAUUCUGGUUAGUUCGGCUGUCGAGGUUAAUUUAGGAGGCAAACUGCUCAAACCAUCAGUGGUCGGAGUGAAGCUGGACUUGGAAGCGUGGGUGGACAAGUUUAAGAUCCUGGCCAGUAAUGUGUCAGACAGUCGACAGGGCUCACACAAGUGUGGACCAUCCAGAAGUUGUGAGAUGGACUGUGAAGUGAACACCGACGACCUCCUCUGCUAUCUCAUUGAUGAUGGCGGGUUCCUGGUUAUGUCCAAUCAGAGAGACCACUGGAAAAAGAUUGGUCUUUUCUUCGGUGAUGUGGACCCUUACCUGAUGCACGCACUCUACAACAACUCAAUCUUCACUCGGCGUCAGUCUUUUCACUACCAGUCUGCAUGUGAACCAGUCAGCAGCAGCCACACCGGUGCAGCACCGAGAGGCAUCUUUGUGCCAUCCAUUGCUGACAUGCUCAGCUUGGCAUGGUGGACAUCCACAGUGGCAUGGUCUGUUAUCCAGCAGCUACUGUAUGGACUGGCCUACAACAGCUGGCUCUACCAAGAUGAUGUCCUCGUUGAUGGUUUUGAGACAAAAGAGAGCAGCUGUGUCACCAUUCAAAGCCAGUUCUACUUUACAAACACCACCAACUCCUACAACAUGCUGCAGGACUGUGGAAACUGCUCACGGCUGUUCCACGCAAAGCGGAUAGACAACACUAAUCUCCUCUUUGUGGUGGCUGAGACACUCCCCUGCAGCUCGUGUGAGAUUGAGAGACUGACACAGGUCAGGACAGAGUUUCAGGAGGAGAAUCCAUGCGAAGUACUGAGCAACGCACGAUAUCGUAAAGGCCCGACUUCCUGCUUUGACUACAGUGCCUUAGAAAACACGUCAGAGUGUGGACGGGGUCAUGCUCUGCAGUCCUCCAUAGGAGUCCUUCUCUUUAUUCAGCUUAUUCUGCCUCUUUUUCAUCUCUGACACGCACAACACUCUGACAUCUUUCAUCUCUUUGGGUUUAGGCUCGGAUCUACUGAAGGUCAGAUCAAACAGCAAUUGCAAAAUUCUUCUUUUUUUGAUCUCACAGCGCGUUUGUGCUUUGGGGGAGAGAAAAAAAUACUCGGAUCAGCUCAUCGCGUUUUUUGCCUUAUUGCUUACGCAUUUGUUGGUGUUUCGGGGCUUGAGUGCAAAAUAUAGUAAGAGAAUGUGUUGAGUGUGCAUGCUACUUAAACUAGGACAAGCAUGUUUAAAAAUAUUUGCACACAGGCUUAGCCAUGUAAUCACCAAAAAGUCAGGCGGCAGCUGAAAUUUACUUUUGAAUAAAUAAUCACCCAGCUGGAACAGACGUCAGUAAAAAGUUUAGGUUGGAUUAUGGUGGUGAAAUCGUAAAAGAUCUAAAAACGCAUCUUCUUCUUCUUCUUCUUCUCGUCUAAAAACUCUUGAAUAAAGUUGUAGAAAUACAAAUAAAAGGAGAGAAGCAUUAGCAACAAAAUUAACUUUAAGUAUUAGAAGUAAAAAUGCUCAUUUGACAGCAGAAUGGACUUUAUCUAUUAUCUUACCGUAUCGUGCACUAUAUUAUAGAUUGUUAUUAACAUGUAAGCAGCGUAUUAAUGUGGCAGCUCAUCAAGAUGGAGCUAAUUUUCACAACUUUGUAUAUUGUUGGUUAGUUUUAUGUAUAACAAUCAUUAAAAAAAAACAAUUUUAACAAUGUUUUCCUCAAUAAUAUUGAAGUAUUAAUGAUGGCAUUUUACCAACAACACUGUAGUCAAGUAUAGUACUUCAACAAAUGUACUUUCCAUCACUGAAAACACAAAGUGUUCUGAGUUUUUAGAUCUUUUGGUGAUUCACUGCUGGGUAAAUCUGUAUCUACACAACUGACAGGUUUACAUUAUGCACACCACACUAAGCUCAUUAAGCUCACUGCUGCAGCACGAACAUGUAAAUAAAUAAACAGAAUCUGCUGCCGGUUGAGCUUCACAGUUCAGACGUCCUCCUGUGGUUUUCUCAGACUCUGCUGCUUCUGGAAAACUUUCUGCUUUUGUUGGCUUUGUGAAAUUCAAAACUGAAUUAUCUGUGCCGGUUUUUAUUUGCAUGUCCAGUCCUGGUAAAUGUGUUUUUUGCACACAAAGGAGCUUCUGCACCUACAGCUAAUUUUUAACAUGAUAGUAGAUCCGGGCCUUAACCUUACAUUAACUUCAGUGUCUUUCAAUCCACCUCUGACCUUUGCCAAGACAGUUACAGUACUAUAACUUGUAUCGUACAUGACAAUGACCCAGAAUGACUUCCCUCUGAUAUCUCAAGUACACCCUGGCUUUUAAAUCUUUAAAUCUGACCAGAUUUCAGACAGAAUCAGAAAGUAUUUACCCCCCUAAAAAAUAUUUUCUUAAAGCACUUUGACUUAUAAGACAUGUAAGUGAAGCCAAGAUAAAAAGAAAAAUCAGCGUUAGACCUCUGGCAAGAUUUUGCAACACCUAUCAGUAAUUAAAUAUAGUUUCAUUGAUACAAAGAUUGCUCAAGUCAAGGUUUGUUUGUUUGUUGAAACGCUUCCACAGAGACUCGUUAUGAUCUUGAAGUGCUUCCAGCCGAUCCAAAUUAUUGAAGGCCGUCAAAUCAGACAAAAACAGACCAAAAUGAUCAAAUGUUACCAGUGACUACUAAAUCCACCAAACCACUGCAAUACUGCUGUAAUAAUCGGACAUUCUGAUAGUGACUAUCACGACCAUCCAUUCAUCAUAAACUUUAAGUAACAUACAUGUAGUGUUAUCUCUGUAGUCUUAUAGCACAACACAAAUAGUCAGUGUGUGGCCGACAUGUUUUUAAACGUAUUAGAUCAGUUGUUUAAAUGAAAUCUCUCAGUCCUUUCUGUUUAUUUUUUGUAUCUUGUAUCGCCACUGUCUGUCGAACCUGAAUUUAUGCACUUAUGUAUGCUUCUGUAUGGGGAAUGUAGCUUCUGAACAGCUUUCGGUGUUAUCAAUAUGUUAUCAGUGUGUGAUGCUUUUUGACCUUCUGUUGAGGUUCCCCUGAUGUCUCACUGAAAGCGAUGAUUCACUGUGGCAGAACAUUUGAAUCUUAUCAUGCAUGCAGUACCUCGUCAUGACAUCUGACUCAACUUUUCUAUAAAUUCCUGAAGCUGUAAGGAGUCGCGGCGAAAUGUCUGUCUGGUGCUGCAUGAACUGUUGCACUAAAAAAAAGUUUGUCAGGGUUAAAACUCUUUUUGUUUUGUGUGAUUUGAUGUGGGUACAUUGGUUGUUUAGCCUAUAAAAUAGUGACAAAAUAAUGUCAGCUUGGGCUGACGUCUUUAAAAGAUUUAUUUUUGUCUGACCGACCCCAAAAAUAUUCAGUUUAAAGUGACAUAAAUCUGGGAAAAGCAUCACACAGAAGCUGGAACAAACACAUCUGGCAUUUUGCUUGAAAAAUAAGUUCAUUGUUUAACAUAUUUGGCAAUUUUCAGAUUAUGAUUCAACUAGUUUUAAGGCAUACAUGUCAUUUGUUUAAAGCGUAAACAGGAUUUCAAUCUUGCUAUCUAUUGCUGCAGCAUACGUGAUGUUAAAACACAUUAAAUGUGUUGAUUAUUGUGCUAUAUUAUAUAUCCAGACAUGUUUUAAGACAAAAAAAAUAUUGUUAAAAAUGUCUUCUUUCUCAUAUCGUUCAGUUCAAAAGUUAAACUGCUGGACACGAGAUUUCUUCUACAUCACUGUAAAGUCAUGUCUCAUUGUUGCAUCCUGGACCAAGCUAGUUUUAAUGUCACAAAAAUCCUGAACUCAGAUUUGAAACGUUCCCACCUUCAUAAGAUGAAUGUGAAAACAGCUUGUUAGUGUCAAACUCUGCCCAUUCAUUACUAUGCACAAUAAAGGUCAAACAUCUACAGCUGAAGUAAGAGUAAGUAAAGCACAUUUCGGAGUCAGAGGGAGACUUUAAAUUAUUCAGAUGGAUAAGACAGUGGUGGAGAGUUAUGCAUGAUAAGAUCCUGAAGACGUUCUCCCACAGUGAUUCAUCAGCCCCUGAUGUCUUUUUUGUGUUACCAUUUGAUCUGCUUAAAGAGUUAACGGGGGAUAUUUUUAAAAAGCUUUUUUGACAAAACAUUUGUAAACAUGCUGUUUUUCUCCGUCUGCCUGGUGUUCCACCCUCACAGUGCCUUGUUGCACUCAUUCUGGAUGGCAGGAACAUUUCGGAUCUUAAGACGCGCUGACGUUCGUUCUGCAGGCCACGCGAAAGACGCACUUGAAUUUUUUUUCAAGGGUUGCAAUGGUUCAACUCUAAAAAAGGACUUCUCGGUCAGGGAUCAAAAAACGAUGCUAUUCAUGAACUUGUGAAACCUUUUUAAAGGAGCACAGCACAGUUGUGAAGGAGCACAACAGAUGUGUGUCAAGAAGCCGGCCUCCCCCUUUCCUGCCUUCUCAUGGACAGAUGUUUGUCAAAGCGCUCAAAAUGAACCUUUGCUGCCCUUCUGCUUCGUGUCGUUUAUCUUUACACUGUGGUUCAGCCUCGAAUCAAAGCACAGGCACUGUCCAUUUUCACAGAUUCACUUCGCCCCAUCUGCCCACUGUAUAUUCUAUAUUGGAAGCCUGUCGGAAACAUGUGCUUUCUCCAUUAGGACUGACUGAAACGAGUGAAUGUUUAUGUACAGAAUUACCUACUGUUGUGCAUCUCUGCUGUACCCGAGCAUGGUGGGGACCCGGAGAAGCAGAUUAAAGCUCAACACUGUUUGGAGACCUCAGCAAAAAUACUGAUUUCAAAACAACAACAACAACAAAAACA